Petromyzon marinus (sea lamprey) is the source of this 1172-nucleotide messenger RNA. The record is from RefSeq and is a predicted model, not a curated record. Lineage: Eukaryota; Metazoa; Chordata; Hyperoartia; Petromyzontiformes; Petromyzontidae.
AGGUUCUCUGCGGAGGAGCGUGUACCCCUAAGGUCAAUCCGAAGCGGAGACCCGCUUCGCGAGAACGACGUGCGCAGGCGGUGCAACUGCGUCGGGGAGAAUCCACGACGCCGGGCGACCGACACACAGAGAGCGAGAGCGAGAGAGAGGGAGAGAGAGAGAGGAUUCAGGAUGAAGGUUCAUGAAUGACGCCGCCGCCGCUGCUGCUGCUGGGCUGUUGGAUGCAGUCGCCCCCCUCCAGCAACAGCGAAGGGAGCAGUUGAGCUGCGCUCACAACAACGAGCGGAGCGCCGGGCGGAUAAAAUGCAGUAAGUAUGGUGCAGUCGGGGGCGGGGGUCACAGGUGGUGGCAUCUGCCAAUCAACCCAUGGCACCUGCUGGGUCUACCCCGUGACCUCCUCCGGCCAGCAGUGGGCCUUCGACAGAUGAACGAUAGACGGGUGAACGAGAGAUGGGUGAACGAGGGACGGGUGAACGAGAGACGGGUGAACGAGGGACGGGUGAACGAGAGACAGGUGAACGAGGGACGGGUGAACGAGGGACGGGUGAACGAGGGGCGGGUGAACGAGAGACGAGUGAACGAGGGACGGGUGAACGAGAGACGGGUGAACGAGAGACGGGUGAACGAGAGACGGGUGAACGAGGGACAGGUGAACGAGGGACGGGUGAACGAGGGACGGGUGAACGAGAGACAGGUGAACGAGGGACGGGUGAACGAGGGACGGGUGAACGAGAGACGGGUGAACGAGGGACGGGUGAACGAGGGACGGGUGAACGAGAGACGAGUGAACGAGGGACGGGUGAACGAGAGACGGGUGAACGAGAGACGGGUGAACGAGAGACGGGUGAACGAGAGACGGGUGAACGAGGGACGGGUGGACGAGAGACGGGUGAACGAGAGAGUCAGUAUGGUAGGCGUUCCUAUGGAACACGCGCCAUCAACUUAGAAACGUAUCACAGCGAUAAAUUCACGCAUUUAUUUUUUUAUUUCCUCAUAAUGAACCAGCAGGAAACAAGACCGCGCUAAAUAUUUGAUAUUUUAUUUUUUAAAAAACAUUGUUUUCACUCUCCCACGCUCUUCUUGGGGAAUUGUAACGAGUGAGUGUUGUGUGUGUGUUGUGUGUGUUGUGUGUGUGUGUUGUGUGUGUGUGAGUGUGUGUGGUGUGUGUGUUA